Durio zibethinus is the source of this 1878-nucleotide messenger RNA. RefSeq names its product nuclear transport factor 2-like. NCBI's taxonomy places the organism in Eukaryota, Viridiplantae, Streptophyta, Magnoliopsida, Malvales, Malvaceae. The record is from RefSeq and is a predicted model, not a curated record. Gene Ontology annotation, cellular component: cytosol; ribonucleoprotein complex. Gene Ontology annotation, molecular function: mRNA binding.
AUAAAAGCCAAACCCCAAAGCGAGCUUAUUCAUCCCUUUGCACUCCCCAGUUUCGUGCCUCUCCAAGAGCCACCAAAGCCCUAGAAAGCGCCAGAUAACCCAAAACGAAGGGAGGUGAGAGAAAGAGCAAAACACACUUUACACACACACAUGCACACACAUAAACAAAAGAAGUGAUUUGAACCCCCAAAGAAAAAAAUAUAUAAAGGAGACCAGAAAAAAGCGCUCUCGUCUCUCUCACUUUUUUUUUUUUUAAAUCAAAAUCUAAAAGCUCAGGUACCAAAUCGGCAAUGGCAUCUACAGAACAAGAAGUCCCUGCUGGAAUUAGUGUUCCUACGGCCGAUGUUAUCGGUAAUGCCUUUGUUCAUCGGUACUACCUUAUCUUACAUCAAUCCCCUGCGCUGGUUCACCGAUUCUACCAUGAUAUCAGCAAACUUGGUCGUCCUGAAGAAAAUGGUGUCAUGAAUAUCACAACAACUAUGCAAGCCAUCAAUGAAAAGAUACUCUCACUUGGUUAUGGAGAAUUCACAGCAGAAAUAACAACUGUAGAUGCACAAGACUCUCACAGUGGGGGAGUACUUGUUCUUGUGACCGGGUAUUUCACUGGAAAGGAUAAAGUGAAGCGGAAAUUCACUCAGAGUUUCUUUUUGGCACCGCAAGACAAGGGCUAUUUUGUUUUAAAUGAUGUAUUUAGAUACGUUGAUGAUGCUAAACACCAAAGUGGGAGCCAGGAUCCAGUUAAUAAUAUUGAGGUUUCUUUUACUCCCGAGCAUGAGAAUCAUAUUGAGCAACCGGCUGCAUUGUCAGAAGAAGCUAAUGGUCCAGAAGUGUACAAUCCUUCUGAGAAUGGAGAUGGUUCUAUUGAAGAAGAGGAAACACCAGCGGCCAAGGUUAUUGAUGAGAUUCCUGAUGAUUCACAGAUGGUUGCUGAUUCUAACUCCAACAUCGAGGAAGUGCCAAAGAAAUCAUAUGCAUCUAUUGUUAUGAAGGAGAAUGUGGUUCCUACACAUUCCCCUGUGAAGUCUGCAGUUAAGAGCCAUGAGCUACUGAGAACUGCUGUACCCCCUGUUGCUCCAGCCCCUGCAUCUGACACACAGAUUUCCAACAAGAAUGUUACAGAAAAUGGGAAUAAUCAAGAUAUAGAAGCUGAGGGUCCCUCUAUAUACGUCAAAGGUCUGCCCAUGAAUGCUACACCUAGCAUGCUGGAGAAUGAGUUUAAGAAGUUUGGACCUAUUAAGAGUGAUGGUAUUCAAGUUCGAAGUCAGAAGGGGUUCUGUUUUGGUUUUGUGGAAUUUGAAAUGGCAAGUUCUGUGAAAAGUGCUAUAGAGGCUUCACCUAUUAAUAUCGGUGGACGUAAAGCAGUUGUUGAAGAAAAGCGGUCUACCUCACGAGGGAACAAAGGUCGGUCCUCAUCGGGUUCUGGGGCUGGAUACAGAAAUGAGGGAGCAAGAGGGCGUGGAAACUAUGGUGGUGGCAGGGGCUAUAGCCGGGGUGAAUUCAGUAAUCGUGCUGAGUUUGGAAACAGGAACAGCAAUCGAGGAGGAUAUUCCAACUUUGGAGGUGAUGGAUAUCAGAGGGUUGAUCACAUGGGGAGUAAUGGCGGCCAUGUGAACCGUUCUGGUGGACUAACUGCUAAUGCAGCAGCCAAGAAUGUGGCACCAAGGGUAUCGGCCCCUGCUUGAAGAAAUUAAUACAGAAAUUGGUUGGGAGUGAUAAAAUAUGACUUUCUGUUUGUAGUGUAGCGAUUUACAAAGCACUCCAUGCUUUGCCCAGGGGUUUGUCUGAGAUCUGUUUAGGGUUCUUAUCCCAUUUAUUCAUUUCGGCUUUUAUAAUAUAUACUGAAAGGUUUUUGGGCGGAUGGUUGAUUCAAUUCUUUAU